AUGUCUUCAUUCACCUUCUUAGUGAUCUGCUCUGCGGCCUGCUUUAUUCAGAUCACAUGCGGGCAGCACUUAGGCGCCGCAACCAGUUUAGGAUAUGCGCCCGCUCUUGGUGUUGAAGCAGAGCUCGCCUGUGGUCCCGGACCAGCCGUAGAAGUAGCUUACGGUCCAGGUUUGGCCCCUAGUCUUCUCGGCCCUGGACCCUACGGAUACGGCCUCGCAGGUCCAGCAGCGUUUGGUGGUCCGGCGCAAUACGGUCCUGCGCCAUACGGUCCGGCAGCUGCAUACGGCAUAGGCCCGGCUUAUGGCGGCGCCGGCGUGGGAGACGUGUCCGUCGCUGGGGAGAUGCCGGUCGCUGGUACCACUGUUGUGGCGGGACAAGUGCCUAUCCUUGGUGCCGUGCAGUUCGCUGGCGAUGUGCCCGCUGGUGGUGUUGUCACUAUAGCCGGAAGAUGCGGUUGCGGUUGUGGAGGACCUUACAUGUAUUAA
This is a messenger RNA of Papilio machaon (common yellow swallowtail), 486 nucleotides long. Its product is annotated as chorion class A proteins Ld9. Gene Ontology annotation, cellular component: egg chorion. The record is from RefSeq and is a predicted model, not a curated record. Gene Ontology annotation, molecular function: structural constituent of egg chorion. NCBI's taxonomy places the organism in Eukaryota, Metazoa, Arthropoda, Insecta, Lepidoptera, Papilionidae. Bases 1 to 486 code for a protein of 161 amino acids. The transcript is spliced from 2 exons. Gene Ontology annotation, biological process: chorion-containing eggshell formation; multicellular organism development.